Messenger RNA from Dimorphilus gyrociliatus, 1325 nucleotides. NCBI's taxonomy places the organism in Eukaryota, Metazoa, Annelida, Polychaeta, Dinophilidae. The record is from the annotation of a GenBank genome assembly.
GACUAUUUUUAGUUAGAGUGGCUACCUGAAAACAAGUCGGCUUACACUCUGAAGUUAUGGAAGAAAUUGGAUUAUCCCCACCUCCCCCUGAUAAAGCUAUCUCAACUGACUUGUCAAACGUCUCAUCUGUGGAUAUUAAACCAAAUUUCACUCAUGUUGAUCCAUUAGCUUUGGAUCCAGAGGAAUUGUAUGUUAAAUACAAGAAAUUGCAAGCUCAAAUCGAGUUCCUAAAAGUUCAGGAAGGCUACAUUAAGGAUGAACAAAAAAAUCUUAAAAAAGAAUACCUUCACGCACAAGAGGAAGUUAAGCGAAUACAGUCUGUUCCUUUAGUUAUAGGCCAAUUUUUAGAAGCUGUUGAUCAGAACACAGGAAUAGUUGGUUCCACGACUGGAUCAAAUUAUUAUGUGAGAAUUUUAUCAACAAUUGACAGAGAGUUAUUGAAGCCAAGCUCGAGUGUGGCUUUACAUAAGCAUAGUAAUGCCUUAGUUGAUGUCCUUCCCCCAGAAGCAGACAGUUCCAUAAGUAUGCUUCAGGCUGAUGAAAAACCAGAUGUAACGUAUUCUGACAUUGGUGGUAUGGAUAUUCAAAAGCAGGAAGUUCGGGAAGCUGUUGAACUCCCUCUUACCCAUUUUGAUUUGUACAAACAAAUUGGCAUCGAUCCACCAAGAGGAGUUUUAAUGUUUGGUCCACCAGGCUGUGGCAAAACUAUGUUAGCCAAAGCUGUAGCUCAUCACACAACAGCAGCUUUCAUUAGAGUGGUAGGGUCAGAGUUUGUUCAAAAAUAUUUAGGGGAAGGUCCAAGAAUGGUCAGAGACGUUUUUCGCUUAGCAAAGGAAAACGCUCCAGCUAUUAUAUUCAUAGAUGAAAUUGAUGCUAUAGCUACUAAACGUUUUGACGCUCAAACUGGAGCAGACAGAGAAGUUCAGCGUAUUUUAUUGGAACUUUUGAAUCAAAUGGAUGGAUUUGAUCAGACCGUAAAUGUUAAAGUCAUCAUGGCAACAAAUAGAGCUGAUACUCUUGACCCUGCCCUUCUCAGACCAGGAAGGCUGGAUCGAAAAAUAGAAUUUCCAAUGCCCGAUAGAAGACAAAAAAGAUUAAUCUUCUCUACAAUUACUACAAAAAUGAAUUUAUCAGACGAAGUCGAUUUAGAAGACUAUGUUGCCAGACCAGAUAAGAUCUCUGGUGCAGAUAUCAACGCCAUUUGCCAGGAAGCUGGAAUGCAGGCCGUAAGAGAAAAUCGCUAUGUUGUUUUGGCAAAAGAUUUUGAAAAGGGAUAUAAGAAUAACAUCAAGAAAGAUGAAACUGAACAUGAAUUUUAUAAGUAA